AUGACAAACGUUGGUUGUGGGAAGAAAAAGAAAAGUGCCCUCUUCGUAUGCUUAGGCAAUAUUUGUCGAUCACCAAUGGCUGAAGGAAUUUGUUUGGAUCUCAUCAAGAAGAAAGGUCUUGAAGAUAAAUGGAUUGUGGAUAGUGCUGCGGUUGCCAGUUUUCAUAUUGGUAAAUCUCCGGAUAAAAGAGCGAUGGCAACAUUAGCAAGACAUGGGAUUAAAGAUUACGAACAUAAAGUUCGCCAGGUGACUGACUCUGACUUUCGUGAUUUUGACUAUAUAUUUGGUAUGGACGAAGAAAACAUUGAAGAUCUGAUGAAUUUACGAAGAAAUGUAAAAACCAAAUCAGUUGUCGAAUAUCUAGGCAGGUAUGAUCCGGACGGUGUUUUAAUCGUACCGGACCCGUUUUAUAGUCAUGGGAUGCAAAUGUUUGAGAAGGUUUACGAACAGUGUUUGAGGUGUUGCAAAGCAUUUUUAGAAAAAACUCAUGGUCCGUUGGCUUAA
Messenger RNA from Brugia pahangi, 504 nucleotides. NCBI's taxonomy places the organism in Eukaryota, Metazoa, Nematoda, Chromadorea, Rhabditida, Onchocercidae. The record is from the annotation of a GenBank genome assembly.